AUACGAACGUGGCCCACAGGGUAACAGGUGCAGUGACAUUCCCGUGGAUCUUAGCGUAAACGGGAAGUUUGGAUUAUCUGCAACGUUUAUCCCAUCAAACUGUUAUCUACUGAUUUUGUUUACACGCAAGCCAAUUGGAAAAUAACCAUCUAUGUGAUGUCUGGAAGGAGUUGGGACUAAAGUUCGCGAUUGGGUACUUCACACACCACUGCGAGUGGGGAUUCAAUUGGAGCCACCCCAAUCCCCGAUAUGAGAUCGUGAUUGGAGAGGGAAUAUAAAGGAGAAGAGGUGGACAAAGAGACUCACAACACCCACGCCAUAGAGGUCGGCUUUUCACCAAAUCAACUAGUGUGUCUAAACAAACGUGUUAAUCAUCCUUAGGACUCCAGCCAGACAGUUGGGAUGCACCAACCGACGCCAUGUUCGAAGUGAAGGACUUCAUUUCUCUCUACCAAGUCAUCGGCUCGUGUGAACAGUCCAGAUUGACAGCCACUGAGACCCUGGACGAGUUGGAAUGGUGCUUAGAGCGGUUGGAAAAUAUCCAAACUCAUCGAUCCGUUAGCGACAUGGCAACGAGCAAGUUCCGCAAAAUGCUCAAUAAAGAGCUCAGUCAUUUCACUGAAGGUGGCCGAAAUGCGAAACAAAUCUCCGAGUAUAUAUGCUCAACAUUUCUGGAAUCUAAGGAAGUCGAUGGAGGGAUGCCAUGCACUCAUCCAGGUGAACCACCUUUGUCGGAGGAGGUGACCGGUCCACUUACCGACUCCCAACGAAGUUCCACAACAGAACGAAACAGUGAGAGCAACUCGGUGUCGGAUUCUAGUUCUCAUGGCAAAAUGCAAGGCGAGACUACACACCCAACAGAAGCAACUGGUAACAAACUUGCAGUAUCUGACUCAGUCACUGAGAUGCCCACGCAUCUAUUACCUCACGGAAUAGCGUCCUCACAUCCGGAGCAAUUAAGCAAGCUUUUAUCCACCAAGUUGGAUCUUUGGGGUAUGGAUGCGUUUGAAUUGGGAAAGCUGACCCCGAAUCCUCUCACUUGUGUCUUCUACGCUAUUUUACAGAAACGUGGCCUCAUCAAACGGUUUUGCAUUCCCGAAAUGAAUCUGAUUCGCUAUAUGAAAGUUGUGGAGGAGAAUUAUCACGACGUUCCCUAUCACAACCGAUUGCAUGCAACGGACGUUGUCCAAUCCGCUCAUGUUCUGCUCAGUACACGCUCAGUUGCGACAGUUUUUACCGACCUGGAAGUAUUGUCCGUGCUUUUCGCCUGCGCAAUCCAUGACGUGGAUCACCCUGGAUUAACCAAUCAAUAUUUGAUCAAUACAAAUGAUCAGCUGGCAAUACUGUACAAUGACGCAUCAGUGCUGGAAAACCACCAUUUAGCAGUGGCGUUUCGGCUACUGACCAGACCAGGAUGUGAUCUGUUCGAGAAUAUUCCAAGAAAGCAGCGACUCAGUUUGCGUCGAAUGACGAUCGAUAUGGUCUUGGCCACUGAUAUGUCCAAACAUAUGAGCUUGUUAGCGGACUUGAAGACGAUGGUUGAGACGAAAAGAGUCGCUGGCUCCGGAAUACUCACCCUGGAUAACUACAGUGACAGAAUGCAGAUCUUGCAAAGCAUGAUACACUGCGCUGAUUUGAGCAAUCCGACGAAACCGCUCGAGUUGUACCGAAAGUGGAACGCCAGGAUCAUGGAAGAACACUUCCGUCAAGGGGAUCGAGAACGAGAAAGCGGUCUGGAGCUGAGUCCAAUGUGUGAUCGAACUACGGCUUCCAUCGAGAAGACUCAGGUGAGUUUCAUCGAUUACAUCGCCCAUCCUUUGUGGGAAACUUGGUCAGAAUUGGUUCAUCCUGAUGCCCAACAUAUAUUAGACGCGCUGGAUGAUAACAGAGAGUGGUAUCUCAGUCAAAUCGAAGAGGAAUCUAUCAAACCAUGAGACGCAAGAGCAGCAAAAAAUGGGAUGCAAACCACCGGUCUUGCCAUAUCUCUCCAUUCAGAUAGGACGCCGAAUACAAAAUACACGUUUUCAUUCGUGUCGCUCAACAGCGGCUCAAGACUCAGGACCGCCCCAUACCCCCUAACGAAAACAACGCAUCUAUCAGCGUCGUGCACGGACACCAUUGUUAUUAGCAUCUACAGUGUUGCCCGUAUGGAACAAACCCAGCGGAAAAGAUCUACCGGUAGCUUCGAAAGCUUCUUCUGUUUCCUCUGUACAGUCACUAUAAAGGGACAAACAAAAAACUAGGAAAAAUCGAUGGUCGUACGACGCCAAGCACUACCUUUCCUUAACCCAACAUACCGGAUGACAGCAUACACGUCGCACAAGAUAACAGCAACACCGCAAGGUGACCGUUACGUAAAAAAGCAUACAUAAACGCGCGCACACAUACACACACAAACACAAGAACCCAAUAAACGAGGAGGCAGGAAGAACAUGCUCCUCUAACCAACGCAUUGCCAUUGCAAAUGUUUGUAAAAUUGUUUUGCGGAUGCAAUUUGUUGAUAUCUUUGUUAUCAAAUACUAUGAAAAAUUAUCCGAAAAAAAAACAGAGGAAGACAAUUAGUAUCCGAAUCACGUGGAUGGAGGGGUAAUUCAGGUCACAUGUAAUCCAGGCAACCAGGCAAUGGCUGAUAGCCAUUAUUCAAGAGCAUAUACAAACGGGAUUCGAUGUUGCCGAGUAGAGAGCUGGCACCGAAACGCAAAAAUUCCGGUUGAACCCAUUCCGGCCCCAUGUAGUUCAAAACCAAAGCGAGGUAAUUCACCGCAUCCGCAGCAGUUCGCAGUCCCCCUGCAGGUUUGAAGCCAACCUAGAAACAGAGAGGAAGAAUAAAGAUGAAAUCAUUUUUAUCUGUUUUGGCCAGAAAAGCAUAGCACAAUAUAUAGUUAUUUUUGUACCG
Molecule: messenger RNA, 2896 nt
Organism: Dicrocoelium dendriticum
Lineage: Eukaryota; Metazoa; Platyhelminthes; Trematoda; Plagiorchiida; Dicrocoeliidae
Source: the annotation of a GenBank genome assembly